This is a messenger RNA of Dermacentor silvarum, 501 nucleotides long. RefSeq lists its product as uncharacterized. The coding region runs from base 1 to 366 and encodes 121 amino acids. The transcript has a single exon. The record is from RefSeq and is a predicted model, not a curated record. NCBI's taxonomy places the organism in Eukaryota, Metazoa, Arthropoda, Arachnida, Ixodida, Ixodidae.
AUGGCCGGUGGUCUGGGAGUUGGAUACGGAGGAGGCUAUGGACUGGGCUAUGGAGGCGGCUUAGGCUACGGCGGAGGUCUUGGAGCUGGAGGAGUUGGCGUGGGAAGUAGCGUGACCUUGCUGAGAGGUGGUCCAGGAUUCUCCAAGGCCGUGGCCGGACCUGCGUUUCUGAUCAGGACGGUGCACCACGUGAACAAGGUGCACGGCGGAGGUGCCAUCGUGGCUCACAGUGGUCUCGGAGGCGUCGGCGGAGGGCUCGGCUUCGGCGGUGGAUACGGCGGUGGAUACAGCGGCGCCCUUGGGUAUGGAGGUGGACUCGGAUACGGCGGUGGUCUUAAGUACGGUGGUUACGGCUUCAAGGGUUAGGUUAUGUGUGUGUUUUUGUGAGCCCUGUAGAUAGAAUCUGGUACGGUGCCAUCGAUGGAGACGGACAGCUAUUGGCAGUGACUUUGACAACUAUUGCCAGUUUGAAUAACUGUGGUCUCCCCAAAGAGCAACGAU